This is a messenger RNA of Pimephales promelas (fathead minnow), 673 nucleotides long. RefSeq names its product chromosome 4 C11orf98 homolog (gene c4h11orf98). The record is from RefSeq and is a predicted model, not a curated record. NCBI's taxonomy places the organism in Eukaryota, Metazoa, Chordata, Actinopteri, Cypriniformes, Leuciscidae.
CUCUCGCGGCUUCCGGCUUCACAGAGCAGCUGCAGCAGCACGAGGACAUCAUCCUCAUCCUCAUCAUGGCUCCAGGAGGGAGAAUAAACAGACCCAAAACCGAACUGGCCAGGAACCUGUUCAAGAGACGGAGAGUUCUGAGUCUGGAGAAGAGGAAGAAGAGACGCAUCGUAGGAGCCGUGAUCGACAGAGACCUGAUCACCAGAAACCACCUGAAGAAGAGGAGCUCCAGCUCUAGAGCGAACAUCACUCUCUCGGGGAAGAAGCGCAGGAAACUGAUCAAGCAGCUGAAGCACAUGGAGCAGGAGAAAGACGCUGCUGCACAGAAACACACACAGGAGAAACACACACAGAAACCGGAGAAACACACACAGAAACUGGAGAAACACACACACACACACACACAGGAGCCUGCGCUGGAGACCAUGGAUGUGGAAUAACACUGAGUUUCUCAUGAUCGGACUCACGUCAUCCUUUCACUCGCUCACAUCACUGUGAAUUCAAGAUGUGUGUGUGUGUGUGUGUGUGGGGGGUUAGUUAUCAAUAUGAAUUUAUUGACCAAUUCAAGCAAAAUACUGUCCCAUGAUCCCCCAGAGUUCAUGCUAAUAUGCUGAUUAAGAGACAUUUCUGUUAUCAAUGUUGAUCAUAAGAAUAAAAUAGUUUACUAUAUUCA